Molecule: messenger RNA, 744 nt
Organism: Plasmodium vinckei vinckei
Lineage: Eukaryota; Apicomplexa; Aconoidasida; Haemosporida; Plasmodiidae
Product: EF-hand calcium-binding domain-containing protein
Exons: 3
Coding region: 1-744 (247 amino acids)
Molecular function (GO): calcium ion binding
Source: RefSeq, a predicted model, not a curated record
AUGCGACGCGGUUUAAGGAAAAUAUGUGAACAUUUUCAUAAAGAUAAAAGUCAAAUUAAUUGUAUAAGAAAUAUAUAUGGAAAUAAUAAUGUAAUUAAAAAUAAUUUUUUAUCAUCUAUCCAAGGACGAACUUUCAGUAAUAAUAUACCAAAUGAAAAAAAUGAGUCAGACAAUAACAAUCCUUACACAAAUGGAAUGACAUCAGCUUAUUAUUGGGUUGAAUUAACUAAAAAUAAAAUCCAUGAUUUAAAAAUAAAUGAAUUACGAGAACAAUUUUCUGUUUUAAAGGAUUAUGAUGAUAACGAUAUAAUGAUAUGGAGAGAAUCGUUUAAUCAAAUUGACAAGGAUAAGGACAAUUAUAUAUCUCAUGCAGAUUUACAAAAAAGUGAUUGGAGUUUAGAAAAAUAUACUCUAUUUCAAAAUUAUGAUAUGGAUAGAAAUAAUUUAAUUGAUUUCGGUGAAUAUAUACAAGCAAUUAUUGAUAUAGAUACACAACAUUUUAAAAAUUUUUUCCAUGGAUUUAGUAAAAUAGACAUUGAAUUAGAGUUCCAAAAAUAUGCAAUUACAGAAAAGGAUAAUAGCAAAAAGGUUAUCCCAUUAACAAAACUAAUGCAAAUGUUAAAAGAUAAAGAAUUUACAUGUGUUACAGAAACAGAUUCUCGAAAACUUUUUAAUCUAAUGGAUAUAAAUCAAGAUGGAUAUUUAGACUUUGAGGAUUUUGUAGAGUGGCUAGGAAUUAAAUAA